Molecule: messenger RNA, 2055 nt
Organism: Amphimedon queenslandica
Lineage: Eukaryota; Metazoa; Porifera; Demospongiae; Haplosclerida; Niphatidae
Product: hemicentin-1-like
Exons: 6
Coding region: 568-2055 (495 amino acids)
Biological process (GO): synapse organization; homophilic cell-cell adhesion
Cellular component (GO): neuronal cell body; axon; plasma membrane
Molecular function (GO): axon guidance receptor activity
Source: RefSeq, a predicted model, not a curated record
GUUAAUCCUUCUUCUGUAUUAGCAUAUUAUGGUGAAACUGUUGUCCUUAAUUGUACCAGUAGAGGUGGACCUAACAAUCAGUAUACAUGGGAUAUAGAAAGUGGUGCUAUUGUUAUUGGCCGAUCUGAUCAACUUACAUUGGAAUUGAAUAAUCUUCGUCUUUUUAGUUACUAUCAAUGUCGAGUCAGCAAUGAUGCUGGUUCUGAUCGUGUGUCCAAUAUAGAAGUUAGAGGUUUAUUGUCAGUCAGUAUUGAACCAUCUAACACAUCAGUUAUUUCAUUUGGUGAAUCUUUAACAUUAUCUUGUGUUGUUAAUCACAAUAUCAGUGAUACUAGCCUUCUUAGAUAUGAGUGGCCAUUGAGUAAUACAGCUAGGCCUGUUGGUAAUAAUCCAUUUAUCACAUUGAACUACAGUGACUAUUCAUUGGUUAAUCAAGGUGGAUUGUAUAGGUGUUCGGCAUAUUAUUAUGGUUAUCAAUUAUAUGCCCAUUAUUUCACUGAUGUUCGGGGAUAUUCAAAUCGAGUCUCUGUUUUAUUUUCUCCAUCCUUUUCUGAGCAACCAGAAUUUAUGAUAUCAAAAGUUAAUGAUUCAAUAGAAUUAUCUUGUACUGCAUUUGGUUAUCCAGUUCCUGUAAUUGAAUGGAAACGAGUAAAUUUAUUAAAUACAAGUGACUAUAUUAAUAACAUUAUUGAACUACCCGAGAAUGCUUAUAAUGAAACUGUUGCUGGUACCAAUAACAUCACAUCAACUCUUAUCAUUGAUGACAUACAAUAUGAGGACUUUGGCUAUUACUUGUGUGUAGCUACAAUGUCUUCAUCAGAAUUAUCUGAAGAUGUACAAGCCUUGUCUUCCAUAUCUACAGUUACAGUGUCUCCUGAAGGAAGUGUUAAUAUAUCUUCCAAUGGAACAGAUACUAAGAUAGGAGAUACAGUUAGAUUAGUCUGCAGUAGUAGAGGUGGCCCUAAUAAUCAGUAUAGUUGGACUCAUUAUUCCUCAAAUGAAGUUAUUGGAGAUAAACCAGAAUUAAUAUUAGCAAUAGAUUCAGUUGAUCAGUUUGGAGAAUACAAGUGUUCAGUAUCAAAUGAAGCUGGCACUGAUAACAGUACUUCAAUUGUUAAUGGUAUCUUAUCAGUUAAUCUAAUACCAGCCAGUGAUGUUGUGUUCCUUGAAUAUGGAGACAGCUACAAUCUCACUUGUGCUAGCUUGUCAGUGAGUAGUUUAAGUGUACAAAUCUCUUGGUACAAGGAUGAUGAGUUAAUUAAUAACACUGAGACACAAGUUCUUACUCUUAAUUAUACAAGUCCUGAAUCAGUUAGUAAUGGCGGGAGUUACAAAUGUAUAGCACAGGGAACUAUAGGGUCUAGUAUUGGUGAAUCAAAUAGUGUUCUUAUUAUAUUCGCUCCUCACAUUAUACAAACACCAUCAAAUAUACAAACUCGUGUAGCUCGUAAAAUACAGUUCAUAUGUAAUGCAACCGGUUAUCCAUUACCAUCAAUAGAGUGGAGAAGAAUCAGUGUAGAGAAUGAUUUAACAACAUUGCAAGAUAUAGACAAUGUAACAGUAGACCUUCCUUAUAAUAUCACCAAUGACUCAUCUAUUAAUAUGAAUGAAGUAUCAUCAGUACUAACACUCCAAUCAGUAGAUUAUGAUGACUUUGGAUACUAUGUUUGUAUUGCUACUCUUACCUCAGAUGAUGUUUAUGUUUUACUUAAUAAUUCUAAUGUGACACUAAUGGACUAUCAUGCUAUAUCAUCUACUGCGACACUGACAGUAUCUCCUCUGGGAAGUGUACAAGUUAAUCCUUCUUCUGUAUUAGCAUAUUAUGGUGAAACUGUUGUCCUUAAUUGUACCAGUAGAGGUGGACCUAACAAUCAGUAUACAUGGGAUAUAGAAAGUGGUGCUAUUGUUAUUGGCCGAUCUGAUCAACUUACAUUGGAAUUGAAUAAUCUUCGUCUUUUUAGUUACUAUCAAUGUCGAGUCAGCAAUGAUGCUGGUUCUGAUCGUGUGUCCCAUAUAGAAAUGAUGUUUAUGUUUUAUUUAAUAAUUCUAAUGUGA